AUGCCCGGAGUUGUAUUUAAACCAGAAGUAUUGAUAUUAUAUCAAAACGAAUGGGAUAUAGCUGAUAAUACGCCUGAAUGGGAAAAGGCUUCUAAAAAAGUGAAUUUUAUUCAUUAUAGAAUUACAACAGUCCAAGAUUUACAAGAGUACUUACAGGAAUGUGGUGCGAAUGUCCUUUGGGUGACUGACGAAUUCGUUUCCAAAUUUGGGGGACCAAUGGAGUUUUAUGAAUACCUACCAUAUACCUUAAAAUUAAUUGUAGUUCCUUGGGUUGGUUGUGAGUUUUUAAAUAUUCCUAAAUUGAAGGAAAAACAUAUCAGAGUAUGUAACAUUGGCCCAACUGCGGCUGAUGAUGUUGCAGAUGUGGCUUUAUAUUUAGCAAUUAGUACUGCCAGAUUGACUUCUUUUUGGGAAAUGAAUUUAAGAUUCAUAGAAAAAGGUAAUAUUCCAGAAUGUAAAAAAUAUGUAGGAUCUUCAAAAGUUAAAAAACCUAUUACUAAUCCAUUAGAAUGUGAUCAAAAUCAAAUUGAAAAGAAUCGUUUUUACUUAGAAAAUUUACCAAAAAAAACUGAUGAAGCACCAUCAGAAGAUGAAUUACCAAUUAAUAUUGCUCAAAAUUAUUCUAUUGGAAAUAAGAAAAUGAUUUCUCUAAGAAACAAAACCGCAUUAAUAAUAGGGUUUGGAUCAAUAGGAAAACUAAUAGCUGAAAGAUUGUAUCGUUUAUAUCACAUGAAGAUUAAAUAUUAUAAGAGAAAAUUCCCAACCAAUUUCUUAUUUGAUUAUAGGCCCCAAUUUUGUAGUUCAUUAGAUGACAAUAGAACUUGGAGCGACGUAGAUUUAAUCGUUUUAGCUUUACCAAAUAACCCAAGUACAACAAAUAUCAUCAAUGAAAAAAGAUUAAAUCUCUGUAAAGAUGGUGUUCGGAUUGUAAAUGUCGGCAGAGGUGAAUGCAUUGAUGAAGAUGCAUUAAUUGAUGCAUUAGAUGAAGGGAAAGUUGGUAGUUGUGGAUUAGAUGUUUUCAAAAAUGAAUCCGAACAAAUUAAUCCAAAAUUAUUAAAUCGUUGGGAUGUUACAAUACUACCCCAUGUAGGAAGUACUGUAGAAGAUUUAAUUUAUCGUCAAACGAAAAUAACUUUGAAAAAUAUUGAAGAUGUCCUACAGAGAGGUGGGAAGGGUCUUUAUCCUGUUGAAACAUAA
Henningerozyma blattae CBS 6284 is the source of this 1197-nucleotide messenger RNA. RefSeq names its product glyoxylate reductase. NCBI's taxonomy places the organism in Eukaryota, Fungi, Ascomycota, Saccharomycetes, Saccharomycetales, Saccharomycetaceae. Gene Ontology annotation, cellular component: cytosol. Bases 1 to 1197 code for a protein of 398 amino acids. The record is from RefSeq and is a predicted model, not a curated record. The transcript has a single exon. Gene Ontology annotation, molecular function: NAD binding; glyoxylate reductase (NADPH) activity; hydroxypyruvate reductase [NAD(P)H] activity.